Molecule: messenger RNA, 2862 nt
Organism: Chlamydomonas reinhardtii
Lineage: Eukaryota; Viridiplantae; Chlorophyta; Chlorophyceae; Chlamydomonadales; Chlamydomonadaceae
Exons: 1
Coding region: 29-508 (159 amino acids)
Source: RefSeq, a predicted model, not a curated record
GUCAUCCACCCGGUUCGCCGCCGUUCACAUGCUGCUGCUGGAGCCGCCGCCGCCGCCGCCGGUGGCCAGCGGUGCUGCCGGCUCCGGGGCCCUGGACGCGGUAGUAGUAGCAGGCGUGGGUACUGGCAAGGUUGAGGGGGUCGAGGAGGACGAGGGCCCGGAAGCGGCUCUGGAGCUGCUGCGCUGGGACGGCUCGGGCCGCCAGCAGCUCGUGUCCCUGCGCCGCACCCCGCCACCAGCGCCGCCGCCGCCGCCGUCACCUGCAUCUAAAGUCACAGCAGCGGCGGCGGCAGCAGCAAACGGGCGGGUGGAUGUCUCGUCGUCCUCUUUUGCGCGGCUCAGCGGCGGCGGCGCACUGCUGCAGCCGGCUCUGGACCGUCAGUCAACCUCUACCCUGCCGCUGCGGCUGUUGUCUCGCCCUUGGCCGCCCUGUCCUGGCCGGGGCAUGGGUCGGUCGGGGCGGCAGGGCACAGCGCUGCAAGUGUGUUUUUGGCGGCAGCGGCUGUAGCAGCUAGCGGGAGGGCGGCUGCGGCGGCGCCAGCGGCGACGCCGAGCGGCAGCCUCUGCAGCCUUGUGCUGCGGGUGAGUGAGGUGCUGGCAAGGGAGGCUGCGGCGGCGGCGGCGGCGGGUGGGAAUCUCGCUCUGGCGCACCCGCAGCACCCGCAGCAUGGACGGCACCGCCCGCUGCACCGCCACCUGGCAUGCGGCGUGUGCUGGGUGCACUGGCCCGAGUCUUCGGCGGCGCCGGCGGCGGCGGCGCCUGCAGGCUCGGCGGUUGGUGCGAGCCGCGUCAGCAGCAGUGUCAGUGACACUGGCGGCGGCGGCGGUGGUGGGGCCGAGGGAUGCAGGGUGCCUCGCAAGGCUUCGGGGUCUGGGCGCUGGGGCUGGUCGGUGCUCAGUGUACACAGGCACGCGGCGGCGGCGGCGGCGGGGGCGGCGGCGCGCAUGCGCCGUCGGCGGCUGGCGGGUGGCUUAGGCGCUGCCGCGGCCGCUGCUGCCGGGCCGUUCGAGUUCGGGGAGGACCCGAGUGGUGGCGGCGGUGCCGCCGUCAGCGGACCGACUGACACCAGCUCCUAUCAAUGGCGCAUUGGGCCCGACGUCUGUGUGCCUGAUGGCUGUGGGCCGCGUGGGUGUGGGCCAGGUGGCAGCAGCAAGGCGAUAGCGGUGCCCCCGUACAGAGUCCCACCAUGUAGCCCCACUGUCACGCUAAUACCGCAGCUGGUGAAAUCAAUCGGGGAUUGCCAUGGGUUCACCAGCACUCGGGGCAGCAGAACACCCACACCAAGUGCUGGGCUGGUCCUGAGGGCGGGUUCCAGACGUGACUCCAUACCUCACCCCGCUACCCUCUUGUGGUAUCCGGAAUUUAGUGCAACAACUCUCUUGUAAGGACAUGUGUCAUUGGUGUGCAAUGCCAAGGGCGAACAGCGGACAGAGGCCAAGCAUGCGCGUGGCCGGCGACGGGCUGUCUGGCUACCAAGUGAACUGUCAGCCAAUCAUCAUCAUCAUCAUCAGCCAAUCGCGCCAUUUGGCUGCUAAAUUGACGUCAGGUUGCCUACUCGAUGCAGUGAGAGGUGGCGCUGUAGCAAGUGGCCGACUGAUAUUGACCAACUUUCAACAGAGCGGUGCGAGACCCGUGUGUGGUGGUAUGGUGCGUUGGUGAUGUGCAAGGACCGACACGUGGAUGACUUAUCCAAUUGCCGCAAGCCGAUACACAAGCAGCAUUCUUCUCGUUGUAUGCGUGUUGUUAAACUGUGUGUGAGGCGUGACAUUAUUAGCGCUCGGUGUUCGGAUGAUGCAAAGUUUGGAGAUGUGCGGGAGAACUGGUGCAGAAGGUGGAAUGACAGCAUGACGCAGUUGCCCAUGGCAGCAAUUGUCGGCGUCGGGACUGUUGCCUGGGUGACACCGCAAGCACCAUUGGAUACCAUGAAUGCGACAUUACAAGAAGGGACAGUCCGACCAAGCAAGGUGCCCAGCACCCAGGCCAAGAGAGAGGUGGUCCAAUACCUCUGGUCCUCUGCCACGUCAUCUCGCCCCACAUCCCAGCCGUGGGUGUGCGAUGGGACAGUGUCAAGGCAGGUUGGUGAAGUCCCGCAGGGUGCAGCUAAUUCCCAGACCCCAGAAGAUGGCAAACAAUUUGCAACGGCAGGGCAGGAGUGCACGGCUGGUCGAACGCCGGAGUUACUGUACAUCCCAGCCGUGGGGCUUGUUCGCGACCGCGUGAAUGGUGGUUGCAACCGCAAGCGGGAGGCUCGCCCUUGGUGGGGAGACGUGGCAUUGCGUGUGCACAGAGGGCGCGUGCUGUCACCUCAACCAGUAGAUGCAGCCAGUACGGCGAGAGCACGCAAGUGUGGUUUGGGUAUGCGUGUGCAUGUGCGCGAUAGGGGUGCAGGCUGCGGCGCGGGGUCGGCCAACCCGGCAAUUAGUGACUGAUGAGCGCCUUGAAGGGUUAGUCCAGUGAGUACGCACAGAGGGGACGAGCUGUCAGUGCUACUAACCACUGGACGCAGCGCUGGCGGGUUGUGUGUGCGUGUGUGCUAGGGGCGCUGGGUGCAGCGAUGUGCAAUGUGACAGGCCGUGGUCAAUGGGAAGCGUCGCGCUGUCUUUGCUACUGAGCAUGGAACGCAGCACUGGCGGGUUGUGUGUGCGUGUGUGCUAGGGGCGCUGGGUGCAGUGCGUGCGAGCGUGACAGGCCGUGAUGGGAAGGCGCGGCGGGCGUGUGCGUAGUGGGGGCGGGAGUGCUGUCACUGGUACUGACCGUUGAACGCAGCACCGGCGGGUUGUGCGCGCGUGUGUGCUAGGGUCACCACAGUCAAUAGUCCAUGGACGCGCGAGGUCGCUUGUCGCUCCGGCCGAGUUUUAAUU